AUGGCUACAGAACCUUUGAGGUAUGACAAACUUGACCCCGGGCGCAGCGAUAUCCGGAUUCUGCAGCUGCUGCCCGGGCGAUGGGCCGACGGCAUCAGCUGCACGCUGCAGACGGCCUCCCUCGACGGCGACCCCGUUUUUGACGCCCUUUCAUACGUCUGGGGCGACGCACAGGACACGACGGCUAUUACCGUGGACGGAUGCACUUUUUACGCGACCACGAACCUGGCUGCGGCCCUCCGGCGACUGCGUUCCAGCCAGGAGGUGCGCCCAGUGUGGGCUGACGCUGUGUGCAUCAACCAGGCCGACCACGGCGAGAAGAUGGGCCAGGUCCGGCUGAUGGCGCGCACCUACAAGUCUGCCCGCUCCGUCGUGGUCUUCCUUGGCGAAAGCGGCGUUCUCGGCCUGGUGUCCUCGGAAGAGCAGGCCGGGUGGGACGACCCCCCGCGCUUCGAGUGGCAUCGAGACGCUACCUGGCUGAUCCAGACUGAGCACGCGCCUUCCAAGAGCGGAAUCGACCCGCAGGGCGUCGUCACCGAUCUCUUGACUGUGCUCAACUGCAAAGGCCCCGAGUCUCCCGACUACGACCCCGUCGAUACCGCAGAGCUACCCAUGUGGGUUGUGUACGAGCCACAGGACGGCAUCAGGGAGCAGGACAGGAUCGAUGCCUUCUUUGCCAGACAAGAAGACGCCGGAUACAGCAACUCGUCUUCGGGUCCCCUCGCGGAACUUAGACAGCACCAAGAAGGGGCCUUUGCGAUUAUGAAGAUGCUCUCAAACGGCAGGUGCCCGAAACUGUGCCUCUGCUCGGCCACAGACUCACCUGUGUGGGUCGGGGCGCUCAAAGUGAUCGACCAUUUCACGGGCCUCCCGUGGUGGACCCGCCUGUGGGUUCUCCAGGAAGCCAUCCUCCAGCGCCGCCAAGUCACGGCCGUCUAUGGCGAGAUUGUGGCUCCCAUGUCACUCAUCGAGGCCUCGGGCGCGAUUCUGCCGCGGCACCACGACAACGGCUUGUGCUGCAAGUCAUUUUGGCACUCGCUGCCGCCGGACCAGCAGAGCACGCUCGAGCGCUUCUCAAAAAUGACGAGCAGCAUAGAAGCUGUCCGCGAGAUUCUUUCAAUCGUCGAGCAGAACCAGAUCGAGCGACUGCUGUUCCUGCUCGAGAAGACGCGCGACAGACAAGCCACAGACCCCAGGGACAAGAUGUACGGCCUGCUGGGCCUCAUCGAAGAUUCGCCCGGUCCCGUCGUCGAUAUUGCCCCCGACUACGAGCGAGACAUGACCCACCUCUACGCCGAUAUGGCUAUGCGCUUCAUCCGCCACCAGCAGAGUCUCCAGGUCCUGCUCAACCACGAGAUCAAGCCCGAGGCAGCCGGCAGCCACAUCCUGCCGUCCUGGGUCCCGCACUGGGGUGCGACAUACGGCUGCCUAACACCCAACCUCAUAAGGGGUCGGUUGUCGCAGUACAAUGCGUGGCCGCCGGGGGCGGGCAAGAUGCCGGAGCUUUCCGCCGACAGCCGCGCACUCGGCGUGACUGGAAAGUACGUCGACCGCAUCACAAACGUUAGCCGGGCCGCGGACAAGGCAGCCACGCCGGACCUGGCCAAAACGCUCAGCGAGCUCGACGUGUUUUUCGGCGUCGACGAGGGUCACCUGGUGAAGUACCAGCCCGACGGCAGCGGCAGCGGCAGUGGCAGUGGCAGUGGCAGCGGCAGCGGCAGCGGCGAAGAGGGC
This is a messenger RNA of Lasiosphaeria miniovina, 1734 nucleotides long. RefSeq names its product heterokaryon incompatibility protein-domain-containing protein. The annotation marks the transcript as partial. The transcript is spliced from 3 exons. The record is from RefSeq and is a predicted model, not a curated record. Lineage: Eukaryota; Fungi; Ascomycota; Sordariomycetes; Sordariales; Lasiosphaeriaceae.